Messenger RNA from Talaromyces marneffei, 2262 nucleotides. RefSeq lists its product as uncharacterized. The record is from RefSeq and is a predicted model, not a curated record. The transcript is spliced from 4 exons. Gene Ontology annotation, cellular component: Golgi membrane. Gene Ontology annotation, biological process: intra-Golgi vesicle-mediated transport. Bases 1 to 2262 code for a protein of 753 amino acids. NCBI's taxonomy places the organism in Eukaryota, Fungi, Ascomycota, Eurotiomycetes, Eurotiales, Trichocomaceae.
AUGGACGCUUUUGCGGUCAGCGAGAAUAUCCUGCCAGAACAGGAGAAGCCAGAUGUCAACCGCAAUCAGAGCACCAAUACGGAGGAAUCGAAUAAGUUUCAGCGGGCUAUAGCUUCAUGGCGAGGUAUCGAUCUAACUAAUACUAUACCGAAACUUGACGCUACUGCCUCCGAGAUUGUCGCAAACCAGCGAGAUGCUCUCGUACAAAGGAAGGAUCUUGCCCAAAAAACGAAAGACUUCAGGAAGCUUGAUGAUGCUUCGAAAUUGACAGAAUACAAGGGACUUUUGAAAGCGUACCAAACGUUCAUUGAUCUUUUGACCACCCAUGGCAAAACAUCCUCGUCAGCAUUUUUACAACUAUACUCCCCGCUUUCCGAAGCUCCCGAUCCAUAUCCCCUCCUCGAAGCAUCCGUCGAUUCGUUAGUGGUAUCUGAAGACACCGUCCCGAAACUCACCGCGGAAAAGGAGCAUUUACAAAAAUCUGUGGCCAAAUUGACAAGUCAACUUGAAACUACCGAGAAACGUUUAGAAGAAGAAAGCGAAGCUCGAAAGAAACUAGAAGAUUCCCAGGAAUCAAGGAUCAAAGAAAUUGAAUCGUCUUGGGAAGCAGUACUAUCGGAGAAGAGCAACAAUUGGGAGGCUAAGGAGAAAACAUUAGAGGAGAAGAUUGAGAAUCAGGAACGAUUGGUCAAGGAACUGAAGGCUUCCCUGGAGGUGUCACAGCGACUAGAUAGAGAUGAGGAUGUCGAUUCGGCUCGCAACACCGCGACAGCAGCCGAGCUUGAGAUUGUCGUCUCGGAUCUGGAAAAGACUAGUUUGAGAUUGGCCGAGGUUGAGGCACGUAAUGAGCAGAUGCGGUUAGAACUAGCUCAAGCUGCGUCUCAUUCUCAAGCCGAACAAAGGCCUAUUGAAGAUGAUCCAUCAUAUCUUCGAUUGCAAUCCGAAAACUCGGCUUUGAUUAGGAAACUCGAUGCAGCAAGGUUCGACCGCGACACCGAAAAGCACGACUGGGAGAGCAAGGUCCGUCAAUUUGAGCGAAUUAAUGCCAAGCUCAGCGUGGAGAAGGAUGAGUUCCGAUCAAAACUCGACAAAUAUGCCGACUACGAGGAUAUCAAACGGGAGCUCGAGGUCAUCAAGUCUAUCGAAUUUUCUACUGGCGAUGAUGAUGAGUCUGGCAAUAUUCCAGAAGAACUCAUUAGCACGAAUGGCACUGCUAAAUCUAAAGACAAUUCGCUGGAACAGUUACUGAUGGCUCGCAAUAAGAAACUCGGCAAUGAACUCACAGUACUUAGGGUCUCUCAUCGUGAUCUUCAGAGUCAGAUCGAGACGUUACAAGAAGAAUCAUCCACAACAAAAGCCGAGCUAGAGAAAUCUCAGCAGCUAUGUGCAACACUUGAAAAUGACCUCUUGCGCAUGCAAAAGAGCACAAAUGUUCUACCUUCUGCUGCAAUGUCUGUUGCAGGCACCUACACAUCUCGUUUCCCUUCAUCUCGACGGGGAGGCGCCACAUCUCCCACGUCGUCAAUCAUCUCCGGUUUUGAUCAAGUCGCCGCUUCUGCAAAUACAAUGGAUGCUAUUCGUGCUGGUGAAGCAGUUGGUGGCGGCUCUGGUAUUUUGCCAAUGAUCCAAGCUCAGCGAGAUAGAUUUAAGCAAAAGAAUGCUCAAUUGGAGGAAGAACUAUCCAAAACUUACGCAACCGUGAAAUCUCUCCGAUCAGAAGUUGCUUCUCUUCAAAAAGAUAACCUGAAUCUGUACGAAAAGACUCGAUAUGUUUCAACAUAUAGUCGCAACCAAGGAGGUGGCGCAUCCACAUCAGCAUCUUCCUACGGCAAUCGACCCAGCGCAGCCUCAGUAUACGCAUCCGACGAAACUCCAUCGGGCGUCUCACUUGACAAAUACCAAUCCGCGUAUGAAGCGCAAAUAUCACCAUUUGCAGCAUUUAGAGGUCGCGAGGCUACAAGGGCGUACAAACGCAUGUCUCUCCCCGAACGAUUAGUGUUCUCCAUCACACGAGUGGUCCUAGCAAAUCGAACAAGUCGAAAUAUCUUCGCGGCAUACUGUUUUGCGUUGCAUGUGUUUCUUUUUGUUAUGCUGUACUCUAUGAGCGCCGUUGAGAUUGAGAAACACCAUAUUGACAAUCUUGCUAAUGGCGCCGCGGCUGUGGCUGCUGGUGCUGGUGCUGGCGGCGGCGGCGGUGGUGGUAGUGCUGCUGCUGGCAAAUUACAUGGAGAUGAUUGGCAACAAGAGGGAUUUAGCACCUGA